AUGUCUGGAGCACCAAAGCCACGCUACGCUACUGUCCGCACCCUCCUUCAUCCCCAAUCUGACGGCGCGUCUGCUGUCGUGCUCGACUCUGAAGCACUGGUUCUCUACCUUCCGGCCCCCGCCACCGUGACGGGCGAAGAUGUCCUGGAGCUUCACGUCCAUGGCGGCACAGCUACUGUCAAGGCAGUUCUAUCUGCUAUCCCUCACUGCUCAUCUUCGUUGUCUGACAUCCGCUAUGCCGAGCCGGGCGAGUUUACCAAGCGCGCCUUUAUCAAUGACCGGCUGGACUUGGCCCAGAUCGAGUCCCUCAGCGAUACUCUUGCCGCGGAGACGGAGCAACAGCGCCGCGCCGCUGUCCGUGGAAACUCGGGCAACCUCGGCCGCACGUACGAAGGCUGGCGAGAGCAGUUGCUCCUCGCGCGUGGUGAGCUUGAAGCGCUGAUUGACUUUUCUGAGGACCAGCACUUUGACGAGUCGCCGGCCGAUUUGUUGCUUCAUGAGCGAGGGAGUGUAAGGAGUGAGUUGCUACGGAAUGGCAUCAAAAUUGCGCUCGUUGGACCGCCGAAUGCGGGUAAGAGUUCGUUGAUGAACUUGAUUGUGGGACGCGAGGCUUCGAUUGUAUCAGGAGAGGCAGGAACAACGAGAGACAUUGUGGAAGCGAGCUUGGAUAUCAGAGGGUAUCUGUGCUCGUUUGCAGACACGGCGGGCUUCAGGACGAAGGACGAGGGGAGUGAGAUUGGGAUAGUGGAGGAGGAGGGAAUACGGCGAGCCAGAAACAAGGCCAAAGAGGCAGAUGUUGUGGCGGUGCUGGCAUCUGUCGAGAAGAACAGUGCUGGUACGACGUAUAUCCGAUAUGACGAGCAGACGUUACAACUGGCAGCCGAGGCGAAUGCCUGUCUUGUCCUCCUCAACAAGAGAGAUGCUGUCAACAAAGAGACACUGGAAACUUUGCUUUCCGGUUUCACACAGACGCUUCGCAUGAAAGGCGGAAAAUUGGACGGCCUCCAGGUACAUACCAUCUCCUGCAAAGAAGCGCAGGGGACCGUGGUUGGGACCACCGACUCUGGCGGCGUCCACGCCUUCAUCGACCGACUGACUGCUCACUUUGCUUCCAUGACCUCACUCCCUGUCGAGCAGCAGGACCUGCUCGGCGUUACUGAGCGCCAGCGGCAGCUCCUCGCCCACUGCCGGGGCCACCUCGAGGCGUUCUUGCUGGAGACGGCGGCGGGGUCGGACGAGGGCGGCGAGGCGGAUUGCGUGUUAGCGGCCGAGUUUCUGCGCUACGCUGCCGACUGCCUGGCCCGCAUCACGGGGCGUGGGGAGGCCGGCGAUGUGGAGGACGUCUUGGGCGUCGUGUUUGAGAAGUUCUGUGUCGGAAAAUAG
Cordyceps militaris CM01 is the source of this 1383-nucleotide messenger RNA. Its product is annotated as mitochondrial GTPase. Gene Ontology annotation, cellular component: mitochondrion; cytoplasm. The record is from RefSeq and is a predicted model, not a curated record. Gene Ontology annotation, molecular function: GTP binding; GTPase activity; protein binding. Gene Ontology annotation, biological process: tRNA wobble uridine modification; tRNA methylation. The coding region runs from base 1 to 1383 and encodes 460 amino acids. Lineage: Eukaryota; Fungi; Ascomycota; Sordariomycetes; Hypocreales; Cordycipitaceae. The transcript has 4 exons.